CAGCCGGAGAGGCUACCGGACCGCACCUCCCCCGCGCAGGGCGGGUCCCGCGCGCUUAUUCCCCCGGCUGGGGAGCUCCGAGCAGAGCCCGCCGCCGACUGCCGCUGCGGGAUGCUGCGCUCUACGUCCACCGUCACCCUGCUCUCGGGCGGCGGCGCCAGGGCGCCCGGGGCGCCCAGCAGGAGGGCAAAUGUCUGCAGAUUGCGGCUGACCAUACCUCCUGAGAGUCCAGUUUCUGAGGAAAGUGAGAAGAAAGUUGAAAGAAAAGAGCAACACCCUGACCUAGGCAAUGGAGAACCGACCAGGAGACUUCCUCAAGGUGUUGUCUAUGGUGUGGUCCGAAGAUCAGAUCAAAAUCAACAGAAAGAAAUGGUGGUGUAUGGCUGGUCCACCAGUCAGUUAAAAGAAGAGAUGAACUACAUCAGAGAUGUGAGAGCCACUUUGGAACAAGUAAGGAAGCGGAUGUAUGGAGACUAUGAUGAAAUGAGACAGAAGAUUCAGCACCUCACCCAGGACCUGUCAGUUUCACAGGCUCAGCAAGACUAUCUCGAGAGUCACAUCCAGACACAGUCGUCAGCCCUGGAUACUUUUAAUGCCAUGAACUCGGCUUUGGCUUCGGACUCCAUUGACCUGCAGAAAACCCUCAUGGAUGUUACUUUGGAAAAUAGCAACAUCAAGGAUCAAAUCAGAAAUUUGCAGCAGACAUAUGAAGUAUCCAUGGACAAGCUACGGGAGAAGCAGAGGCAGUUAGAGGUGGCACAAGUCGAAAACCAGCUGCUGAAAAUGAAGGUGGAAUCCUCCCACGAAGCGAAUGCCGAGGUGAUGAGAGAGAUGACCAAGAGGCUGUACAGCCAGUACGAAGAAAAGCUGCACGAAGAGCAGCAGAAGCACACUGCCGAGAAGGAGGCUCUCCUGGAAGAAACCAAUAGUUUUCUGAAAGCGAUUGAAGAAGCCAAUAAAAAGAUGCAAGCAGCAGAGAUGAGCCUAGAGGAGAAAGACCGGAGGAUUGGGGAGCUGGACAGGCUGAUUGAACGUAUGGAAAAGGAACGCCAUCAACUACAGCUUCAGCUCCUGGAGCACGAAAGCGAAAUGGCAGGAGAAGUAAAUGGUCCUGACAAGGAGAGGUAUCAGCAGCUAGAGGAGGCGUCCGCCAGCCUCCGGGAACGGAUCCGACACCUGGAUGACAUGGUGCACUGCCAGCAGAAGAAGGUGAAGCAGAUGGUUGAGGAGAUCAUGUCACACGAGCUGUUCUCCAGAUUUAGUCUCCGGCUCUUUGGAAGAUGAUAAAAUGAUAGGCUGCUGUGGGUCAGAACCGAUUCCUUUUUUUGUGUGUGACUGGAAGAACACGUGUUCCCUCUCUGCUGGAAAGAGGUGGCAUGUAUCUGUGAUGAACCAUUGAACAAAACAGGAAGGACAUGCUAUUGAAAGGAAAGUUUGACCUGGUAGGGCUCUUGUUUGUGAAAAUACCAAAUACCACAGCCUCCAUUUGUCCAGCCUCACACUGCAGAGUCAAGAGAACUCAAAUAUCUACAGAGUAUUUUUAGGAAUUUGGGUUCCUAGGCCACAAAGAAGGAACUGCAAUGAAAAAUAGUACUAAAAAGUAAUUCAGAAAGUGCCGGGUGGAGGCUGGUCCUAAGAUCUUGGAGAAUGAAGCCUUACUUAAUGGGAAAACUGCACAGGACACCUGCUAAGGAGAUGGGAAGCAGGCUUGAAGAACUCCAGUGCUCCAGAAAGGAAGUGCUCUCCACCAGCUCACAGCCCGGAUAAUGCAGGAGCGGCCAGCUGUCCAUGUAGCUCAGUUGUAUUUGUAUGUGGGAGGUGGGCCUGAGGAUGUCCUUUCUCAAAGGAGAUGAAUCUUACUAGUCAACGUAGCAUUCUUGUUUAGGAAAAGUUUGCCUUCUAUUUCUAUGGGCAUUUUGUCUGAAUAGACAAUUCAGCUAAUUGCACAGAAAGGAGAAGUGUAUCUGAGGAAAAGAGAAAUGUAUUCAUCAGAAAUACACUGAAAUGAAAUAUACUGCAUGCCUGCUUUAUUUUUAUAGAAGUCUUGCUGAGACAGCCCAGGUACUGAUGUCUCAUGAGAACAGUGUUGCUUAUUCCUAGGAGCAGGAGCAGCCGCAGCAGUAGGGGGAAUAGUCAGGGUGGCAUCAGCAGGUGCACGGGGCUGAUGGAGGGCUCAUUGCGGGGCUGUGUGCUCGGUGGUUCUCCACUCCACCACUUCUCCAUGGCAGAGUCAGCCGGUAAAUGGUUGCUUGUCAGAAUCCAUCUCUGGCCACGUAGAUGCUUCUGCCCAGCUCAGGCAGGUAGGCAGUGGUAACCCACUGUUAAUGCUGUAAACCUAUGCCAGUAUUCUGUUUGAACAGAUCCCUAGAUACUCUGUGCAGUGUCCAGACCUGCGCUCCGGCAGAGUUGAGUCCGAUUUGAGUCACUCCAGCACUGUGACCUAUAUAUACUGUUUCUAGGGAUGCCUUCACUGCCCUCAUAUUUUUCUGAGUCUCUGGUGGAAAAGUUACUGGCAUUUGUUCUAAUGGAAUAGGUUCAUUACCCUGCUUCCAAAAGAUGUCACAAUAUGGAGCAGGGAAUGUCAUAUCACCUGUGUGAGCCUCCCUCCCAGGACUGUGCCUUCCCUGUGCCCUUGAAGUUUCUUUUCUCUUUUGGGCUACAGAGAGUACUUGGAGGCCAGAUAGGCCUUAUUUCAUGGGGGCAUACAGUGAGGGAGGUGCCUAGGGUGUCUGCAGAACCCUGAGAGUGCCUCCCAAGUUUUAUGUGCUCAGCGCCCCACGCACCUUCCCCCAGGCCAGCCCGUGUCUGAUGGGUGAUCCCCUUAGAUCUGGGAGCCUCCCCUGACAGGACCUUCUUCCACCGGCUCCUCCCUGCCUUUGCGCGUGUCCUUCAGUUCACCUCCUCCUGCCAGGACUGUGAUAUGGCGUGAACUCAACUUUCCGCUUGCGGAACCCGAGUUAGAUGCUCAGAUCCUGCCCCUCACCAACCCCUCAGUCCCACCCCCUCCCCUGCUCCUCUCCUUCACUCCAUUAGUAAACUUGGCUCUUAAGGCUUUAGUUUUGUCUCAUGGCCACUCACACCGACCCACAGGAGGCGCUACCGAACAAUUUGAGGCAGAAUUUAUUUACAGUAAAUGAAAAUAUUAGUUUCAAGUUCUAGUGUUCAACACCAUGUUACUUCUCUAUUUUAAAAUCUUAGGAACUUUAAGAAAAAUGUGCAGUUUUUAGAAGGUAUCAGAAAGGUAUCAUGUGUGUAUAAGCCUUUUUCCCCAAUGUGUUACAGAAAAACUGCAGGUCCAAUUUGUGACAUGUACUUGAUUAAUGUAUUCACAAUACAAAUUGUCCUGUCAAGGGAGAAGUUCUUUUCUUUGUAAAUGUUAUUGAAUCCACUUUCUCUUUGUUGAGAUGGUUGCUAAUUAGCUGUGAAAUACUUCUCAGAAACCUGGGUGUCCACAUUCUGCCCGUAGAGAGGUUGUGAGGUUGUGUUCCUGUUCUGAGUAGCUACCAGCUAUUGAAUAUUUCUUCUGUUUCAAGGCGGUGCAUGGAGACCACAUUCCCACAUUCCCUCUGUGGGAAGUAUUAUUACCACAGAUUUUUUAGCACCAGAAACUGAGACUUAGAUUCUUAAAAAAUAAGUAGUUGGCCGUCUCUCAGCAAAUGAUGAUGGUGUGGGAGCCAAACUCAGGUCUUUGACUCCAAACCCAGCAUUCCUUCUUUGCUUCUUUUUUUUUAAUUGGAAAAAAAAAUUCUAACAUAGGAAAUUAUAGAGGAUGAUUAAAAAAAAACCCCAUAUACUCUAGAAUUGACAAAUACUGAUGUUUUGGCUUAUUUCAGAUUGUUUCUAAAUAAAAGAAAACAUUAGGGACAAAAUGUUACAUUUUUACUCUUCCCAAUUCUAGUUGCCCCCCUCAAAGGCAAUUUGGUCUCUAUCCAGGCCAUGUUUCAGUGCUUUUACUGUGUACAGAUGUAUAUGUUAUCAGUAUUAGCUUAAUUUAUGUUUUUAAAAAUGCAUGCAAAUUUGUACUUAUAAUAUAUAAAUAAGUAAAUGUUAUUGUAUAUAAUUUGCAACUUACUCUUUUCCCCAAUUUUGUUUUUGAUGCUGUUACAUAUAGAUCUAAGUUAUUCAUUUUAAUGGCUAAUAUCCCAUUGUGUGAAUAUAUAUUGUAUAUAUGUAUUUGAAUUAUAUUGUAAUGUAUCAUUUUGCUAGAUACUUCGCUUUGUCUCCAAAUUUUUAUUCUUUUACAAACAAUGCCAAGCAUGUCUCUUUGCUUCUCUAAGAGGAGGAAUUGCUAGGACCUUAGAUUGACAUGCUACUGCCCAGUUGUUCUCCAAAGUCUACAUACACCUUCCACCUAUCAAGUGUGAGAGGGCGGAUUUUUCCACAUCCUCACUACGUCUUGGUACUGUUGGGCUAUAAUUUUAGCCAAUUGUGAAAUAGUAUCUCUAUUUUGAUUUUAAUUUUCUUUAGUCUGAUUACUUCAUUACUACUGGUGAGUCUGAGCAUCUUUUCAUAAGCCUAUUGACAAUGCGGGCUUCCAUCCUUAUGAAUUGACUGUUUAUAUCUUUUCUUCCUUUUUCCAUUUGGUUUAUCUUUCCUCCUGCUGACUUGUAGGAGCUCUGUAUACCUGCAGGAGUAAUCAUUUAUUAACAAAUAUGGAUGCUAAUACCUCCUCCCAGUCAAUGGUUUUUGUUUAUGGUCUCGUGUAAUAUACAAGUUUUUAAUUUUGGUAUAAACUUAUUAAUUUUUUUUUGGUGCAGUGUGUGUGUCUUGUUUGUCAUAAGGUAUAUUUUGUAAUAGUUUUAGAGUUUUGUUUUUCAUCUUUAGGUCUUAAAUGUAACCCCCCCUACUCAUACCCUCCAUCCUCUUCCUUACUCUGUUUUUCUCCAUAGCACUUAUCAUCUUGUAAUAUAUACCACGCUCAGCUUACCUGUUUUGCUUAUUUAUUUGUUGUGUAUUAGACUGUAAGCUCCGUGAGGGCAGUGGCCUUGUCUGUUUUGUUCAUGGCAAUGUCCCUAAUAUCAGAAAUAGUCACUGCCAUAUAUUAGGUGCUCAAUAAAUAUUGGUUGAACAAAUAAA
Molecule: messenger RNA, 5076 nt
Organism: Manis pentadactyla (Chinese pangolin)
Lineage: Eukaryota; Metazoa; Chordata; Mammalia; Pholidota; Manidae
Gene: MYZAP
Product: myocardial zonula adherens protein
Exons: 11
Coding region: 112-1284 (390 amino acids)
Biological process (GO): intracellular signal transduction; maintenance of ER location
Cellular component (GO): nuclear envelope; RNA polymerase II, holoenzyme; intracellular anatomical structure
Source: RefSeq, a predicted model, not a curated record